CAUGUCCCGGUGUAUAAUCAUAGAUCGUCGAAAUGCUAUUAUGCUGGUAUGGAUAUUUGUGCUCAGCGGUAUACGACAAAGUCAUACGGAUGACAAAAGCAGCACUACAGGCUUAGUAAAUAACAACAGCAACAACAAUGAAAUGGCUCCCUACGUUAUACGAAAUUUCAAUGAGACAAAUCAACAAUUGGCCCAGUGUCAGAACAAAGCUCAUCUCAAUUGCAGCGAACUUCUGCAUCCCUGUAUCAGAUGUCUAUAUAAUUACACAUGCCAUUAUGGUCAGGAACUACUUGUCAACUGUACAGUGCUGCAUCAGGUGGAAUGUCAAGGUAGUCGAUGGUUUUGGCACCAAAUGAAUUGUCGUUAUUGCUACCAAACGGAAAAAUGGCAACAGAGUUGUGAUCUGAAGAGUAAUUGCAAUUCGGUAAAUGGUCAAUUCUACAAAACCAAUUGCACGGUGCAUAGUGAUGUCUUUUGUCUGGGAAAUCGUUCGUUUACACGAAACGUAAAAUGUAAUUGGACGCAAGGUUAUCGUUGGAGUACGGCGGUAAUAAUUAGCCUGACAUUAGGUGGCUUUGGUGCAGAUCGAUUUUAUUUGGGCCACUGGCAGGAGGGUAUUGGUAAGCUCUUUAGCUUUGGUGGCCUUGGUGUGUGGACGAUAAUAGAUGUAGUAUUAAUAUCACUGCACUACUUAGGCCCGGCUGAUGGUUCAUUGUACAUUUAAAUACAUA
This is a messenger RNA of Musca vetustissima, 731 nucleotides long. RefSeq names its product TM2 domain-containing protein almondex (gene amx). The record is from RefSeq and is a predicted model, not a curated record. NCBI's taxonomy places the organism in Eukaryota, Metazoa, Arthropoda, Insecta, Diptera, Muscidae. The transcript has a single exon. The coding region runs from base 2 to 724 and encodes 240 amino acids.